UCCAUGACUUCAGCGAAAUAACAGGGAGCAAAUUAAUGACACCUGCUGACAGCCCAGUCAUGAAAGAACGCCAGGAAUCUCCAGGUGGCUGUUCAUGGAGAAACAUGUGGAGAUUCGGCAGGCGAAGCAAAAAGCCUUCCCCCGCCAGGCAUGUGUAGUAGUAACCUGUGAAAGAAAAAGCAAGAAAGUGAUGGAAACUUGGAACCAGCAGUCAACUGGGAAAGCUCUGGAUUGCCCUGUUUCUACUCUUCUUCCUCUGUGUAAUGGUUCAAAUCUUUGAGAAGUUACAUUACACCAGCAACUGUAGAUGUGAUUUCAGACAGAAUCAGCUUGAUCUCCAAGAGAGCAGAGGCAAUGAGAAUUCCUUCCAGUUUCAAGUGAACCCAAGCUCCAUCCCUCUUCAUUCAGAACGUGAACAGAAUAGGACCACUCAAGACAAGGAGAACAGACUGUUGCCAAAAACUGCAGGGAAGAAAAGACCUGCCAUGAGACCAAGCAUGGCAUUUGACAAAGCCAAACUUCUGGAUGCUAGCUGGGGCAGUGAAGAAGACCCCUGGCAAAAAAUGCUUUCAGAGGAGAGGGAGAUGUUGCAGGUCCUCCAUGAAACAAACCAACCAGACCCAAAAAAUCACAGCACUGGAAAAAUCCCUGUAAGAAACCAAGGAGCACUGAUCAUUACUGACAAUAUGAAUUAUAUUGGUACAACAAACACUAGAAGUUUCUUGAUUCAAGAGGCAAAUCCCACAACAGGGAUCAUUGCAAAGGAUCAAAACUCAGAAGUUUGGGGGCCACAAAGAAGCCAUGCUUCCAGAGAUUCAACAAGGACUAAACCAUGGGCUUUUGCUAACCUAAGAGACAAAAUGCCAUCUGCGGUGGCUUUGACAAAAGUACCCAAUAGGCCAACUCAACCAGAAGAAAUUAUUUUUUCAAAGGGUCAAAGAACAUCUGGGGCCAGCAUACCUGUUCUCUCUCAUCCUGCAACAUGCAAGCCUAAGACUCGUAUUGUUUUCCUAAAAGUGCACAAGAGUGCCAGUAGUACUGUCAUGAACAUCUUGUUCCGUUUUGGAGAGACUCACGACCUUACUUUUGCCUUGCCUGUCAAUGGAGCCAGUCAGUUGUAUUAUCCAUUUUAUUUCACAGCUGCAUCAGUGGAAGGUUAUGUUCCAGGCAAGGAUUCCCAGUUUGACAUUAUGUGUCAUCACAUGAGAUUCUUUGAGCCAGAGGUUGCUAAAGUAAUGGGAAAUACUUCCUUUUACUUUGCCAUCCUCCGGAAUCCUGUUUAUCUCAUGGAAUCUUCAUUCAAUUAUUAUAAAGGAACAUCGUCAUUUGCCAAAGCCAAAAGCUUAGAGGAAUUUCUCAACCAGACUUCCCGGUUUUACAAUGCCUCAGCCAGGGAUAGCCCCUAUGCCAAAAAUUUAAUGACCUUUGAUUUUGGAUACAACAACAAUGGAAACUUCUUCCCGAAACGUAUCCAACUCACGGUGAGAGCCAUUGAGGCAAAAUUUGACCUUCUCCUGAUCUCAGAAUAUUUUGAUGAGUCCAUGGUGCUGCUGAAGAAGCUCUUGUGUUGGGACCUGGAUGAUGUGGUCUCCUUCCCUCUCAACAGCAGGCACAACAGCUCCAAGAACCAUCUCUCAGAAAGCACCAUAGAGCAGAUCAAGAACUGGAACAAGCUAGACUGGGAACUUUAUGUGCAUUUCAAUAGGACCUUUUGGGAAAAGAUAGAUUUGCACAUUGGUCAGGAGCUCAUGCAGCAGGAAGUGAAGUUGCUUCAACAGAGACGCAAGCAGCUGGCUGAGAUUUGCCUUCAAGAAGGUGGAGGCAUAGCCCCCAAGAUGAUUAAGGAUCGGGAAUUGGCACCAUUGCAAUAUGGAAAGGCAAAAAUCCUGGGCUAUAACUUGAAGGAUGGGCUAGAUAAUGCAACAAGGCAGAUGUGCCAAAGCUUGGUGACACCUGAACUUCAGUAUAGUAAACUCCUAUACAGGAAGCAGUUUCCCAAGAAAGCUUUGAAGCUCAGCAAUUCAGCUCGCUUGGCAAAUCUACACUACCGCAGGACAGUUUGAAAACAAAACAAUGAGACACAUAUUUGUUAGGCUCUGAUACACAUUCUGACAUGAUCAAGACUGGCUAGGCUGCUGGCCUGAAGAAGAAUGGAAAGGGCAGCUACAGAAUAUGCUAAUAUCAAAUGCACAUCUUUCAUUAAGUUAUUACUAGCACUUUAAAAUGUAUCAACCUGCUUAUGUGCCUUUCAUCCUGCAUCCUUAAGCAGUCAUACAGAUACUAAAGUCCCUGCAGCUUGGGUGGAAACUCGUGUUUUGUUAGAUGCUACAGUACAAAUCCUUUCCUUCACCAUUUGGUUAUGCUAUCUGGGUCCAAAGGACAUUGGAAUUCAACAUUAUUUGGAGGGCCACAAAUACCCCACCCAUGUCUUAUAGCUUUCUCUUUUCCAUGAUUACUCCAAGGCGAAAAUCACCAUCCAACAGUUAAAAGCUAGAAACAUCCAGACAAUAAUUGUUCCAUAGUAAACUACAUCAGAUACUGCUGAAUUGGCUCCUUGGAGAACUGAGCACAGGAAAUUCUCUCCCAUGAAACUUAUAUCAGAGUACCCUUACAAAUGGAGUACCCUUUCCCCACUUUCCAAAGUACAUAAUCCAACAAAAUAUUUUUGGUACCUAUGACAGGAAAGUUCACAAAAGCUUGUCUCCCAUUGGUUAGCAAUAAAAAAAUAAAAUAACACCGUAAAUUAAAAAACUGCUAGCCUUUCUUUAGACACUAAACCUGCCACCAGACUCAACUGCCUCAACUCUGCCUGAUGUAAGGAACUCUCAAGUUUGAUAUUCCUCUCUCACACUUUCACACAGCCUGCUAUUGUACUGAGGAUCUUUCAUGCAGAACGAUUGGAUUCUGUAUUUCCAAGUAGCAUGUAGGUGUAGAGUAGAUAUGUCGUUUCCCUGUGGGGCGGGGAAGACACAUUUUGAAUCAGGUGUGGAUUGAAACAAAGUUGACAAUUUGUCUCAUGCAAAUAAAUUUAUUUGUGCAUAUUUACCAAGAUGUUACAGGAAAUAAGUUCUGAUAAUCAGAUAAGUGGCAAAAGUGAACCAUGCUAAUCCAGUUACUAUUAUUUUAUCAGCAUGGCAAAAUCUAAUAUAUUCUACCUAACAUAACCAGAGGACCACAUUUUCCUAAUAUAAUCUACAAUGAUGAUUUGUGACACACUACGUGAUUACACUUCUUGUUGCUUCUGCACCCAAAUGUUUUCCUGAAUAGUGUUUUUAAAAUAUUGUCAACAACAAAACCAACUCAUUUGUUUUGUUUGUAAGCAUAUUGCUUGUGUCUCCCCCUUUAUAAAGCCCAACAAUAUACAACAUAAUGAAACUUUUUUCCAUUAAAAUUCCAUACAGUGUCUGAAACAUCACCUAAAAGCUAGACCUUUUUUAAAAAGGAAAAAGAAAAGAAAGUGUGGAUUUUUUGCAAAAAAAAAAAAAAGUAAAUGCCAGUGAAACAAAUAUUCAUUCAUGGACUAAAAUAUCUCAAAAGACAUACAAUACAAAGUUACAUUUUCUAAAGCUUACUGAAUUCAGUGAGACAGCGUUAAAUAUGUAUUUGCAGGGGGGCUACAACUGAAAUCUUAUGUACAGUUAUUCAGUGAAACUUAAUGCCCAAAUAUUAGAUCGAGCUUUCCAGUGGAUCUUGCCUGCUAAGCAGGAUCAGCCCUGUUAGUACUUGGAUGGGAGCCCACUGAGGAAUAACAGGCACUGUUGGCUAUAUUUCAGAUGAUGGCAAUAACAAGCCGCUUCUGAGUAUCCUUUGCCUCAGAAAGUUUUGAAAUUCAAGGGGUUGUCAUAAAUCAUCAGCUGACCUGAAGGCAUAUGUUUUACUUUUGCCAUCAGGCAAAGUAAAGCAAUUGCCUCCACCUCUCAAGCUGUUUUCUGCAAUAUUAAUUGUUUUAGGGUUCCUACAUUAUUUUUAUUUCUUGAUUGUAUUCAAGCAUAUUCCCCAUCAAUGCUGUAAGAAGACUAAAUUGCAAAUCUAACCAAUUUCUAUAGGUAAAAUUAGGGCAAAGAAUACCAACUGUUUCCACCCAAACAACAAAAUGUCUUGGACCAGCUCUAUGCAGGGUUUCUGAUGGCAGGGUUAUUAUGACACCCUAAAUACUAGAACUCAAUGGAGCAAUGGGUUCAAAUUACAGGAAAGGAUAUUCCACCUAUUUGGAAGAACUUCCUGAAUGAGAAGUAUUCAACUCUCUGCCUCAAAGUGUGGUGGAGGCUCCUUCUUUGGAGGCUUUUAAACAGAGGCUGGAUGGCUAUCUGCUGGGGAUGCUUUGAUUGUGGUUUUCUUGCAUGACAAAGCUUGGACUGGAUGGCCGGGUGGUCUCUUCCAAUUCUAUGAGUCUUAUGAUUCUAAACUUGUUUGUUAAGAAAACUAGCCCCUGAAAGUUCACUGGAGCUUAAUGCCUCCUAAGUAUGGGUAGCUUUAGGCUGAAAUCCAAUUGUUACACUCAAUUAGAAUAGACCCAUUGAAUCAGUUAAAUUUAAAUAAGUGUUGGUUUCCUAAAUUCUGGAUUUUCAUUGCUGUUUUAAGUUUUCUUUGUCGAGAGAAAAAGCAGGGUAUGAAUAAACAUUUCAUCACAAUCACUAUUGCCACCACCAUAACCAUCACCAUCAUCAUAGAUGCAAUGAGUCUCAUACUGGGACUAACAAUUCAGCCUAAACUUUCAUCUUUAAUUGCAACAGGGUUGCCUCCAUUGGCAUUGAAGGUUUUAGAUAAGAGGAGAGGAAAUAGAACAGGAUGAGCACUUAUAGUCCUCAAAAUGUUGUUGAACUGCAACUUACAUUAAUGCCCUAGCUAACUGUCCAGCAACAUCUCAAAAGGCAUCAGUUGCCUACUAGUUCAAUAGAGUUAAAAUGACUCUUUAACUGGUUAAAUAAUAAUUCACCUUGCUCAAUGUUGACAGAGAGAUUUGUACUUUCAGUACAACUAGAGACCUAUCAGCCAAUCUAAAUAGCACGUUUAAUUUAGAUUGGGAAUAGACUGAAUAGUUAUCACCUGUGAGGCAAAACUAUUAAAAGUUCAUUCUGUAUCCUAACAGAGGUGCAAGAGCUAGAUUGAAUUUUGCUAAAGCUGACAUUCUAUAUCCGCAUAUCUCAGAGUAAGCCAAUCAUAUUGAUAUACGGCUUAAGUAUGAGCAGAUAUAUAUCAUUACGCUUCUUUGUGGUUUUGGUUACCUUAAUGUAAAUCCAACUUUACCUUAUAUUAUUCUACAAAAUCAUCUUAUAUCCAUGUCCUUAACAGAGCUUCAGGAGCUACAAUUUCACCCGUUCAGCACCUGUGGAUCACCUCUCUCUUCCUGGCUACUUUUCUAAAAAGGCAAAAAGCAUGCCAACUACUGGAGAAGUGUUUGAGACAUACAGGGCUUUAGCGGGGGGUUAGGGGUUCAACCCCCCCCCCUAAAAAAAUUCAGUUUUUAAAACCUGGUUUACUCGUUAAUUUUAACUGGUUAACCAAAUCCCCAUGAGUGUCCACUGAAGUUUAUUGAUGGAGCCUGAUUCUAAAUUAUUUUGUGUUAUGAAACUACUCUUCAUGAUUCACUUAAAAAAAAGUUUCACCACCCCCCCAAAAAAAUUUUUUUUCUGGUUAUGGCCUUGGGGACGCCUGCUUUUUACAGGGGUCACCUCUAAGUGGAGCCCUCCCCACUUCCCUUUCCCCCUCAGUGCAGAUAGUAGAUGUGUGAGUAGAUUUAUGUUUCUAAAGGUGAAAAUGGGUAACUGGUGGCAAAAAGUUUCAGUUCUUGGAGAAUUUUGGAUUUCUGGACAAGGGAGACUCAAACUGUAUUUGAUGGUUUUGGUUGUUUUUUCUGCCACAAAAUGGUGGAAGGUGUUAGCAGGAUUUUUGUCUCACAUAUUAAAAUAACCUCACUAAUUGUGGGAACUAUGCUCUUUGACUUGGUUGGCUAGGAUUGCCAUUUGUCAAACUACAGGCAGCAUAAGACAUUAGGGCAGUGCCUUAAAUAUCUGAUUUAUUAUCAGCUGUGUUCUCAGUUGACACCCACCCAUCCCAUUUUGUGAGCUGUGCUCUCUGCCAGUCUUCCCCAACCUGGUGUCUUUUAGUUAUGUUGGACAUCUCCCACAACUCAACACAACCAUGUCUAAUGCUGUGUGAUGGUUGCAUCCCAUUAGAAAUGGGGGACACCAGGGUUGUGUUCUGUUUUGUGUUACUUGUGCUUAAUAUAUUUUGUGUUUUGAAAUGUUUUUUCCUGAUCAUUUUCCAUGUGUUGCACACCACCUUGGCCAAGAAUGUGAUACCAUUUAAUAAAAGUGGAAUACACAACAAUUUUUGCAGUGUUUUCUCUAUUAGUAGAGAAGAAUUG
This is a messenger RNA of Anolis carolinensis (green anole), 6367 nucleotides long. RefSeq names its product galactose-3-O-sulfotransferase 2. Lineage: Eukaryota; Metazoa; Chordata; Lepidosauria; Squamata; Anolidae. Gene Ontology annotation, cellular component: membrane. The transcript is spliced from 4 exons. Bases 264 to 2063 code for a protein of 599 amino acids. Gene Ontology annotation, molecular function: galactosylceramide sulfotransferase activity. Gene Ontology annotation, biological process: glycolipid biosynthetic process. The record is from RefSeq and is a predicted model, not a curated record.